AUGUCUGACCUUGGAACUGAAGUUAAGCGAGAAGUCAAUGCAGGGAUUGCAUCUGUGUCACGCAUGAUGGAGCGGUUGGAGACUAGAGAGAAUGAUAGAAGCGAUGGCAAUUCUGCUCCAAGUAAUUUAGAGGACGGUCCAAUUCAGGGAUCAAAUGAUCAGCAUUUAACUGACAGUGAAAGGGACAGUCUUUUAAGAGACAAUGACAUAAAAACAUCUUGCACUGCAGGUUCCAGUUCAAAUUAA
Molecule: messenger RNA, 246 nt
Organism: Lathyrus sativus (Indian pea)
Lineage: Eukaryota; Viridiplantae; Streptophyta; Magnoliopsida; Fabales; Fabaceae
Source: the annotation of a GenBank genome assembly